CAUUCAGCUGCCAGUCCCUUGGUCUCAGCGGCCAACCUUCGCCAUGGAUGUGGAUGUGAGCUUCGAUGGAUCGCCCGGCUCGAGGGUCCGCAUCAGUACUCCCAACCGGAACUCGAUGGUCUACUUGCCGCCAAGCGAGCCCAUUUCGCCAGGGGUUUUAGAGCCCGUUUAUGACAAGCUCAGCAAGUUUGCCACGACUCUCUCAGAGGACUUGGAUGGCGUCCGCAGCAAAAUCAAACGCAUGGACGCUCCAAAGUCUGAUGUUGGGUCGUCUCAGUUGGUUUCAAGCACAAACCCAGCCCUCAGCACAAUUGCAGCCUCGGUUCUCAAUGAUAAGGUGAACAGCAUCAAGAAUGUGCUGGCCACUGAGACCCGGGCCCGGAUUUCUGGCGACGACGACAACAGUCGCAGGCUGCAAAUUAUGGAGCACAAGCAGACUGACCUGGAGCUGCGGUUUCGUACAUGGGAAUUGGAGAGAAACACGAUGACAAAGGAGAAUGCAGAGGCCUUGAGAAUUGUGAGGCAAGAGCUUGCGCAAGUGAAGAAGGAUAUGGAAAGCAUGACAAAGGAUUCUGCAGAUGCGCUGAACAGCAAGCUGCAAGAAGAGAUCGAGAAGCUUCAGGAGGAUGUGGAAAGGAUGACAAAGGAUUCUGCAGAUGCGCUGAACAGCAAGCUGCAAGAAGAGAUCGAGAAGCUUCAGGAGGAUGUGGAAAGGAUGACAAAGGAUUCUGCAGAUGCGCUGAACAGCAAGCUGCAAGAAGAGAUCGAGAAGCUUCAGGAGGAUUUGCCACGUGAAAGGCAGCAGCAAACCCUCAACCAGGUGGAGAAUCUGGUGCUUGAGAAGGUCAAGGCAACAGCGGACAGCUUGGACGAAAGCAUCGAAGAACUGCGGGCAGAGAUGGAAUCAGAGAUGAAAAAGGAGUUCGAGACCUUCAAUCUAAAAGCAUCAAAGGACUCCGAGGAAAAGAACCGAAAGAUGGCUGAAAAGACCAGCGAUUUGGACCGCUUGGUCAAUAACUUUGCCAACGACUUUCAAGCUAAGCUGCAAAGCAAGGCGGAAGCCACCAGGUUGACUCAAGAGAUAAAAGAUAUCCAGACGGAGAUUCAAGGAGAGCGGCAGAAGCGAGAGGUGCUGGAAAGUGAGACGCGAGAUCAGAAGGCACGACUUGUCCCAAUGGAGAACCGCGUGAGUGAAGUUGAGCAGCGGACAAAGGAGUUUAUCCAGCGGAGCGGAUACGACAUGGAGGAAGAACGGCAAAAAGCGAGAGAAGAGAGAGCGAACCUCAAACGGGAGUCUCGUGAGCUUGAAGUGAAAAUGGAAGAGGGUGUGAAAAGACAGGUCCAGGGCCUCCAGGAGAAGCUUCAGCAGCUGUUGGAAGCGAAAGCCGACGAUCUGAAGCUGCAAGAACUGGAGAAAGAUUUGAUCAGCAGGUCCGACACCCGGGAACAACGACUGCGGCAGGAGCUGAAAGACUGUUCUGACGACGUCCGUGACAGAACAGAGAAGAUCAAAAAGGACUUCAAGGAUCGAGUCGGCGAAGUGGAAAGCUUCGUUCAAAGACUGAGGGAGCACUUGCGGCAAAUUUAAUUUACAGAUUUUACAUGAUUUUACAGAUUUUACAGUGUAAAGAUCCCUCUGUGAUUUUGAUGUGAUGCAUCACGUUGCAUCACCUGGGAAUCGCUUCCUUGCCAGCCCAACUACAGAAACCAUGUCUCCAAAGACGGAGCCUGUUCAGCGAGCAGAGUUGGACAGGCAUCUGCAGAGCCAAAGUGCCUGGAACAUGGGGCGCCAACGACUGCAUAAUGCAGAGCCAAUGCUUUUGCGACUGCGAAUGGACUGCGAUGGACUGCGCUAAGCUGUGCGCAGCUCAUUCUGCUGGAAAGGCGUGACUUGGUGUGAGUUGCUGUGGAGUGUUUCUGCGGGAGCAGAUGGAGCAGUGAGAGCGACUGGCAGCGACUGGUGCAUUUCGCAUUUCGUUUCACUGCAGAUUUCAUGGAGCAGUUCUCACAAGCUCUUGCUCUGCAGGCUCUUACAAAAACACCUUGAGUUCAAG
Molecule: messenger RNA, 2054 nt
Organism: Cladocopium goreaui
Lineage: Eukaryota; Dinophyceae; Suessiales; Symbiodiniaceae
Source: the annotation of a GenBank genome assembly